ACUGGCUCUCCCUUUUGUUUUUUCUCCCUCUUUCAUCAUAAUUCGGCCCCUUUCCCUCACUGCCACCCUUUGACGCAUGCGGUCCCACUCACUUCACAGUCCCCCUUAGCCCAUUGGGCGCGCCGCCAUCACCGUGUUUUUUGGCAUCCCAUUGGUGCACCCUCCCCUCAUACAGGUGGAUUCAUGCGCCAUGCAGGAGAUUGCUGAUCACACUAGGACACACGCAUCAGUGUCCCACCAGUGCACCCGGUUUUGGCAACAAUAACCGCGGUCUGGCGGUCUAUUAAAGCGGUCUCCCGGCAUCGUCUCUGUCCACAUGGAUGUGGGGGAUUACCCGCCUGGCUUAUUCUAACUGGUGGCUUCUUCUGUAUAUCCCAUUUUGCAAAGCACCUUUGGCGUAUUUCUGGAUAGGCUUUUGGGUUAGACCUAGCUGGAUUAUUAUUGUGGUGUGCUGUCCUUCACUAGCUAUGCCUUCCUUUAGGAUAACUAUGCUUCUUGAUAAACAUAUAGGCUAUGUUUCUGCUAGUAGGAAAAUCUGCUUUGUAGGUAAAAGGGUGUCAGCCUAUAUGUUAAGAAGCCUUGUUUAGUUUCUAUAGACACAAUGCUAGUAUGAUAUCCAGAAACUCCCUCGACCUGUAUUAGUGCUGAUAGAAAAUUGGCCAAUAUGCCUGACCUAGCAUUCACCAUUUUUCACUAGUAGUAUUGAUACAGUCAGUUCUGUAAAAUAAACACCCUUUAUAGAUU
This is a messenger RNA of Linderina pennispora, 744 nucleotides long. RefSeq lists its product as uncharacterized. NCBI's taxonomy places the organism in Eukaryota, Fungi, Kickxellomycota, Kickxellomycetes, Kickxellales, Kickxellaceae. The record is from RefSeq and is a predicted model, not a curated record. The coding region runs from base 321 to 587 and encodes 88 amino acids. The transcript has a single exon.